AUGAAGUACCUUUCCCUCCUCGUUGUCGCCGUCUUGGCCUUCGGCUCGACUGCUGACGCCGGCACUUUCAUCUCCAACAGCCACAACAAGGCUAACUCCAUCCCUGAAAAGUACAUCGUCGUUCUCAAGGACUCCAACGCUGUCAAUUCGUUCGAGCCCAAAUUCAACCAGCUCUCGCGCCGCAUCCAGAACGGCCGCAGCCGUGACGGCAAGGCCCCUAAGGCCCCCAAGAUCGGCCGCCGCUUCAAGAACAUCCCCGGUUUCACCGUCGAGGGUGACCGUGCUGCCCUUGAUGAGCUCCUCAAGCUCGACGAGGUCGAUUACAUCGAGCAGGACUCGAUCGUUUCCAUCGUCGGCACCCAGCAGUCGCCCCCCUCCUGGGGUCUCCCCCGUGUCUCCCAGCGCGGUCGUGUCGCCCAGGGUACCUCGUACAAGUAUGCCAACACUGCUGGAGCUGGUGUGACCGCCUACGUUGUCGAUACCGGUAUUAACACCGCCCAUGCCGACUUUGGCGGCCGUGCCAAGAUGGGCAACAACUUUAUCCAGGGCUCGCCCAACACCGAUGAGAACGGUCACGGUACCCACGUCGCAGGUACCAUCGGAGGAAACUCGUACGGUGUUGCCAAGAAGGUCAACCUCGUCGGUGUCAAGGUUCUCAACCGUCAGGGCUCUGGUUCCACCUCUGGAAUUGUCGCAGCUCUUGACUGGAUCGUCAGCGUCAACAAGGGCAAGAAGGCCGUCGUCAACAUGUCUCUUGGUGGUGGUGCCUCCCGCGCCUUGAACGAUGCCGUCGGCCGCCUUUACCGUGCCAACAUCCCCGUCAUUGUCGCCGCCGGUAACGACGAGAACGUCAACGCCUGCUCUGGUUCCCCCUCCGGUGCCCCCCAGGCCCUGACCGUCGGUGCAUCGGAUAUCAACGAUAACAUUGCCUCCUUCUCGUCCUUCGGCAAGUGCGUCAAGAUCUUUGGCCCCGGUGUCCAGAUCACCUCUGCCUGGAUUGGAUCCAAGACUGCCCGCAACACCAUCUCCGGAACCUCGAUGGCCACCCCCCACGUUGUCGGUGUCGCCGCUUUGUACAUUGGCUCUGGUAAGGCCAAGAACGCUGCCCAGGUCUACACCACCCUCCAGUCGACUGCCACCAAGAACGCCGUCAAGGGCCGUCUCCGUGGUGAGGCCAACCUCUUGGUCUUCAACGGCGGUGGAAAGUAA
Linnemannia hyalina is the source of this 1209-nucleotide messenger RNA. NCBI's taxonomy places the organism in Eukaryota, Fungi, Mortierellomycota, Mortierellomycetes, Mortierellales, Mortierellaceae. The record is from the annotation of a GenBank genome assembly.